This is a messenger RNA of Suillus plorans, 183 nucleotides long. RefSeq lists its product as uncharacterized. The coding region runs from base 1 to 183 and encodes 60 amino acids. The transcript has a single exon. The record is from RefSeq and is a predicted model, not a curated record. NCBI's taxonomy places the organism in Eukaryota, Fungi, Basidiomycota, Agaricomycetes, Boletales, Suillaceae.
AUGAGCUGUAGAUGUGCUAACUUAGCGCAAACACUUGUUUUCUACGGCUUAUUCCCUACUGCUCCCUCCCAGCCCCGAAUGGUCAUAUCAGUUGAGCUGCUCGCCUUCUAUCGCUCUCUCUUUGAGCGUUCCUGUGAUGCCGUCAAUGCACUUGCAUCAGCACUUAAUACUCACUACAUCUGA